AUGCCUGAUGAGUUGUGUAACAGUGAAGCUUUUGCAAGUGUUGAAAAUGUGUACCAAGUGGCUAUGUUAGAAAUCAUUGACCGGAUAAUUACAGAACCUGGUGACAGAUUUGAAGCUUUGAAAAAUGUAAACAGCAUGUUUGGAUUUUUGAGUGGUGUUAAAAUUGAAAAAAUGCAGAUAGUAAAUCUAAAAAUUAAAGCAGAAAAAUUGGCAAAUAGAUACUCAGCUGAUCUCAACAUUGAAGAAUUCAACUUUGAAAUAGAAGGUUUUAAAUAUCACGCUUUGACAGUUGACAAAAGUUUGAAAAAAGCCACAUCAAAAGAAAUGUUAACUCUCAUUUAUAAAAAUAAAUUUAAAAAAAGCUACCCUAACAUCACAGCUGCAUUUGAGAAUGUUUCUCACAUCAAAGCCACAUCAAAAGAAAUGGGCGGCACACUGAGUUUUACCUCCCUGGCAAAUACGCUAGUUCCGGCCCUGAGUUCGAUCGAUGGCAGUUCAAAAUGA
Messenger RNA from Helobdella robusta, 504 nucleotides. RefSeq lists its product as hypothetical. The coding region runs from base 1 to 504 and encodes 167 amino acids. NCBI's taxonomy places the organism in Eukaryota, Metazoa, Annelida, Clitellata, Rhynchobdellida, Glossiphoniidae. The transcript has 2 exons. The record is from RefSeq and is a predicted model, not a curated record.